Molecule: messenger RNA, 2651 nt
Organism: Crotalus tigris (Tiger rattlesnake)
Lineage: Eukaryota; Metazoa; Chordata; Lepidosauria; Squamata; Viperidae
Product: zinc finger and SCAN domain-containing protein 2-like
Exons: 4
Coding region: 106-2079 (657 amino acids)
Biological process (GO): negative regulation of transcription by RNA polymerase II; regulation of cytokine production; regulation of immune system process
Cellular component (GO): nucleus
Molecular function (GO): DNA-binding transcription factor activity, RNA polymerase II-specific; RNA polymerase II transcription regulatory region sequence-specific DNA binding
Source: RefSeq, a predicted model, not a curated record
CUGCCCUUCCCGCCGCCCCCUUCCUGGUCUUCAGACGCCUCUUAAUUCAGGAUUGCGGAGAUUCUCCUCGCGGGGAGGGGCGCGCAAGGGGAGCCAGAAAGAAAGAUGGAAGUACAGGACUUGCCAGGAUCCCAGACAGGAAAAAGAGUGAGGGGAAGCGUCCCAAUUGCGGCAACACAGGAAUAUCUGAAGGGCUUCACUACGUCUCAGAUUAAGCAAGAACCAGAAGAAGGGAUGGACCAGUUCUGUGAGAUCCAGAAAAGAGAAGCUCUGAAGGCUCCAUCCUUGGAUGGAAGAAACUCUCCAUCUUCUCAAUCCUCCCCAGAGAAUAACACUAGGCCUCCUUUUAGCAAAAAGACUGAUUUCCAUCAAUGGUCCUUCAGAAGAAAAACUGCGUCUGAAACUUUGCCAGGCCUGGGCUUUCCCGAAUUCUACGAAGGCCUGGAUUCCCCAGUGGAAGUGAAGGAAGAAUUGGUGGAGGAGGGCAAGCUCAACAUGGCACUGCGAUGCCAACGCUUCCGGCAGUUUUGCUAUGAGGAAGCUGAGGGGCCUCAGAAAGUGUUUGGUCAACUCUGGGACCUCUGCUGCCAGUGGCUGAAGCCAGAGCGUCAUUCUAAGGAGCAAAUAUUGGAGCUGGUGGUUUUGGAGCAGUUCCUGAUGAUCCUGCCACUGGAAAUGCAGAACUGGGUUCGGGAACACUGUCCGGAAACGGGGAGCCAGGUGGUGACGUUGGCCGAGGACUUCCUUUGGAGGCUCCCAUCAGGAGAUGAGCAGAGGGAAGAUCUGGCUGACUUGCCUGAUGAGUCUUCCAAUUCCGAACUGGAUCCAUUGGAUAUUGUGAAAGUUGAGGUCCCCAUGGAUGGAGACGGAAACUCUGACCAUCAACCGUACUUCCUUGGAGAAGUCACAGACCUGCCCCAGGGAAUGUACAGUAGCAGGAGGAUGAAGGCGACUUUUGACUCUCCCCCAAGGAAGGAAAAACUGCACAAGUGCCAAUAUUGUGGGAAGCUGUCUGACUGCCGCGCCCACCUGGUGAUUCACGAGCGAACCCACACAGGGGAGAAGCCCCACAAAUGCUCAGCUUGUGGGAAAAGCUUCACCCGGAAGGAAUCCCUGAUUAUCCACGAGAGGUUCCAUACCGGGGAGAAGCCUUAUAAAUGCUCGUUGUGCGGGAAAACCUUCAGUGAUAAAAUCGGGCGCCUCAUCCACGAGAGAACUCACACCGGGGAGAAGCCGUACAAAUGCUCCGAGUGCGGGAAGAGCUUUGGCACUCGCUGCAACCUCCUGAGACACCGGAGAGUUCACACGGGCGAGAAACCGUACCGCUGCCUGGACUGCGGUCAGACUUUCCGGUACAGGCCACAGUUAGUGAUCCACGAGGGCACCCACAAGGGGGAGAAGCCUUAUAAAUGUCCAGACUGUGGAGAAACUUUCAGUCAGACCCGACAUCUGGUGAUACAUAAAUGGACUCAUACCGGAGAGCGGCCUCACCAGUGCGCCGUCUGCGGCAAAAGUUUCAAUCAAAAGUCGGACCUUAUUACGCACACCAGGACCCACACGGGGGAGAAGCCGUACGUCUGCUCCGACUGUGGGAAGAGUUUCAUUUCUAGCUGCCAGCUGAGGAAGCACGAGAGAAUCCACACUGGGGAGAAGCCGUACCAGUGUGCCGAGUGUGGGAAAUGCUUCUCUUACAGUUCUCACCUCACCACGCACAAGCGGACACACACGGGCGAGAAGCCUUACCAGUGCCCGGACUGUGGGAAGUGCUUCAUUUCUAGUUCUCACUUCACUGCCCAUAAAAGGACGCAUACUGGCGAGAAGCCCUAUCAGUGUACCUACUGUGGGAAUAGUUUUAUUCAGCGAUCGCAGCUUGCCAAACACGAGAGGUCGCACACGGGAGAGAAGCCCUACGUCUGCUCGGAGUGUGGACAAAGCUUCCGGUGGAGCCAAGGGCUCAAAAAGCACAUGCGGACUCACACUGGCGAGAAGCCGUACGGGUGCCCCGAGUGCGAGAAAAUGUUCUCCAGUUCCUCUAAUCUGUCCAGGCAUCAGAAAAUCCACAUGAGGGAGAAGCUAUAAUGGGCAUUUUAGGCAAAAAGACAGUAGUAGGGCGAUAGGAACAGCUAGGUAACAGGCAAUCCUCGCUCGAAGUUACAGUCGACCUGAAAAAGGGGACUUUUAACAACCUGGAGUUCGGAGUUGUGACGGUUGGGCCCCCUCCACGGCCAUGUGACCAAAUUUCGGGCACUUGGCAACAGAGCCAUUCGCGGUAUCCCAUGAUCACGUGACCGCAUUUGGCAAAGGUUUUGCUGAAAACCAGCACUUGGCAAAACUGCACCCGUAGGAAGCCAUUGGUUUACUUAAGACCCAAUGGUGUUUCCUUAACGACUGCAGAUUUGUUUAAUGAAUGCAAUGAUUUGCUUAACGAUGGUGGCAAAAGGGUUCUUAAUAUCGGGUUGGUCAUGUUCAGUGUCCGUUAUGACAUGACUGUAACGGGUAAGCUCCGCUACUACCAGUAGUGGUAUACCAUGGCGAAGGUCAGUGGUGGCGAACCUAUGGCACGCAUGCCAGAGGUAGCACUCAGAGAUGGCAACCAUCCCCCUUCAACCAGCUGCCCGCUAACUCGCUGAAGUCCCACAUGGCUGGAUGCA